Messenger RNA from Linum trigynum, 330 nucleotides. The record is from the annotation of a GenBank genome assembly. NCBI's taxonomy places the organism in Eukaryota, Viridiplantae, Streptophyta, Magnoliopsida, Malpighiales, Linaceae.
AUGGAGGGUGGAGAAGAAAAGCAGGAGGGCGGCGGGGGAGUGGAGGAAGAUGUUGUUCUUCGUCGUCGUUGUCUGUUUCUUCUGCAGGCAUUUACGUUGUCCGCGAUGAUAAUCAACCUCUCCUUCGAUCUCACCAUGUCAUCUCCGGCUGCCAUACGUCGCGGCGGCGGAGCUGUUUCCUCCUCCACCACCGCCGGCCCUUCGACAGCUGAUUCUUCUUCUGGUGGUGAUGAAGAGGAUCCGUACAUUGUGAUUUACUAUUUGGUUGUGUUGUUCAGCACUUUGGGGAUCGUUUCGGGGAUUUAUGACCUCUUCUUUCGCAGAUUGUAG